AAAUAAUUUAGAAGAGAGAGAGAGAGAGAGAGCAAAAUAAAGGAGGGAGUAUGAUUUUGUAAUAGAAAACUGAAAACAGUAAUAGCUCAAAAGAAAAUAGAGCCAAAGGGUAUAACAUUAAAUUCACAUCAAAUCCUUUUCAAAGGUUUGCAAAAAAGCAUUUAUACCCUUUUCUUGGGCCUUUUUUUGUUCUUUAUUUUUGUGCUAUUAUUGCAUUUCAUUUCAUCCCUAAACAUCUAAAUUUAAGCCACAAGCUUUGAGGUUUUGACCUUUUGUUGGGUCAUUAGCUUUGAUUAGUGGGAAAAGUUCUUUGUAUGUGCAGAGAGAACAAAGGCUAAAGAGAAUGGAAGUGGGUCAGAUGCAGAGAAGAUUGGUGGACUACACAAAAUCCUUGUUUAUGGAGGGUUUCUUGGAUGCUCAGUUUUUGCAGCUUCAACAGCUUCAAGAUGAGAGCAACCCAGAUUUUGUUGUUGAAGUUGUGUCUCUUUUCUUUGAUGAUUCAGAGAAACUUCUUAAUGAUCUCACCAUGGCUUUAGAUCAGCCAAGUGUAGAUUUCAAAAAAGUUGAUGCUCAUGUUCAUCAAUUGAAGGGUAGCAGUUCCAGCAUUGGUGCACAGAGAGUUAAAAAUGCUUGCAUUGCUUUUCGUAGCUUCUGCGAGGAGCAGAACAUCGAUGCGACACUGAGAUGUCUUCAACAAGUGAAACAAGAGUAUUACCUUGUGAAGAACAAGCUUGAAACUAUGCUCAGGUUAGAGCAGCAAAUCGUGGCGGCUGGUGGGUCGAUUCCGAUGAUUGAACUGGGUUUUUGAGGACCAUAAACAUGAAGGGGGGAAAGAAUGAUUUUGGGGGUGGUUUAUACAAUAGGAACAUAUGGUGUUUAAGGUUUCUCUUUUUUAUUUAAUCUUACCAGUGAGUUUGUGAUUGUUUGAUGUUCAUGAAAGAAGAGAUUUCAUACUAGUUUCACUCCAAAUAACUUCUAAAAGAACCUUUCUGUUGAUAAAUUUCCUCUUCAAUUAAUACUGUUUCUUCCAUGAA
Gossypium arboreum is the source of this 1034-nucleotide messenger RNA. Its product is annotated as histidine-containing phosphotransfer protein 1-like. Gene Ontology annotation, molecular function: histidine phosphotransfer kinase activity; protein histidine kinase binding. Lineage: Eukaryota; Viridiplantae; Streptophyta; Magnoliopsida; Malvales; Malvaceae. Bases 344 to 808 code for a protein of 154 amino acids. The transcript has 6 exons. Gene Ontology annotation, biological process: phosphorelay signal transduction system; phosphorylation; cytokinin-activated signaling pathway. The record is from RefSeq and is a predicted model, not a curated record. Gene Ontology annotation, cellular component: cytoplasm; nucleus.